CGAGAAAAAAGUUUUUCCUCAUACAUGAAUACGAACAAAAUACCUUGUCAGAGGGGGCUCCAAGACUGGAUUAUUUUAAGGGCGUCACCCAUGAAUAAGGAACACAAGCCAGCCUCCAGACGUCUCAAUCUGGCUGGACAGCCUGAGAGAAGAGGAGGAUCCGCAGUGGACGGAGUAUUAAAGAGAUGUGUAGCUCUUAUCAAGCUCACACCUCUAAUUCUGUGAUUUCCUCUUUUUUCUUUUUCAACAUUAAUGUCUAUAUCUCAAUUUUGGAGUACUUCGAUAACAACAGGUUCGUAAUUUAAACAAGAAAGAAGAAGAAAGAAACAGAGCCUUUUGGACUUUUGGGCACUUUUGUUUGAGGUUUUGAGCGGACGCAUUUUGGAUUUGGACCCAUACCACAGCCACACUUAAGACUUCUCCAACCCUCCCCUUCCCCAGUUUGUUAAUUCAUGUAAGCCAUGAGUUUGCCGUCUCAACAGAAACCGAACACAAAGAGAACCGGCAAGCGCAUCACGUUUUUUAACGACCAGGGUGUGGAGAUGAAGGAAGCUGCUCAGCACGCUGAGGGUCCCUACUACAGCAUUGGGGCUCCAUCAUCAGAAACUGGUGGAGUGGAGAGCUCUGACUCGGAAACUCCACAUAUGUACAUGAAUUCCGUUAUAUUCUCUCCAGAAAAAGGCGAUCAGAGCCGCGGGCACUUCCAGCAGACAAUGCCCAUGAAAUGGACGCACCAGGAGCAGCCCCAGCAGCCUCAGCAAAGGCCUGGCGGCUGGUCUCAGGGUAUCACCAUGACAACGUGGACCCAGAAUUUUCCGUAUGUGGGAUCUCAGACUACCUUUCCUAAGCAGAUUCAUGAAGGACUGUCUAUGCCGCAGCAACAGCCUUCCAGCGUUAGGGUGACAGAGAAACCACAGCAGGUGGCCAACACUGCAGGAGAGGCUUAUAGGGAUGCGGCUAAGAGCAGUCUUGGGCAAGACUGGGAGCAGCAGCAGCAGCAACAGCAGCAGGCUUUUCAGCAAAGCCAUAAACCAGGAAUGUUGAACCCUCAGCAGCAUGGACCAUCAACAACUGGGAACACCUCCGUGCUACAACCUUUCCAGUUAGCAUUUGGCCAACCCAAGCAGCACCUUGGUCCCGGGUACUACCAGGUGUUUCAGGGCAACAGAGCCUUGCCAAAUUUGAAUUACAGCGCUCAGACAAAUUCACAACAUCAGCUGCACCAAUUGCAGGAGCAACAACAACAAAUGCAGCAGCAGCAACUGCACAGGCAACAACUAAUGCUCCAACAACAGCAACUUCAUAUACAACAACAACAACAACAAAUCCUGCAGCAGCAACAGGCACAGCAAGUGCAACAGCAGAUAUUAUUACAGCAAAAACAACAGUCUCAACCAAUUCCACAGUCACAACAGACGCAACCCCAACAGCCACAGACACAGCAAAUGAGCCAGUCCCAGCAGCAUUCACAACAAAUGCAACAACAGAUUCAAAUACAACAGCAACAUCAGCAAGUACACCAAAUACAAGUAUUGCAACAACAGCAGAUGCAGCAACAGUUGACACAGCAGGUCCAACAACAGCAACAACAACAACACCAACAACAACAACAGCAGCAGCAGCAGCAGCAUCAAAUACAACAGCAGCAGAUACAGAAGCAGCAAAAAACUGAACAGCAGCAGCAACACCAACAUUUAGUAGAAUAUUACUCCAGCGCCCAACACACACAUGGCCCCUCACAACCUGAGCAACCUCAUCCUCAGAUACAAGGCCAGGAUACCCCAGAGCAGCCAUCCACAGAGAGUCAAGACACAGCCCCUCAGGACUCUGCCUCCGUUACCCAGCAACCUGCCGAGACACAACCACCCAUGCCCCGCCGAUCCCGUCGCCUCUCCAAAGAAGGCAGCGGCCCGCUUUCUGAUAACCCCUUUGUCAUGCCUUCUGACCAAGCUCAGGGUUCCCAGAACGGGGCUUCUGAAGGGGCAAGCGAGGGUGCUACCAUGCAGGAUGUCAAAGCAGCUCCAACAGGUGUCAUCCAGAGCACGAGGCGGAAAAGACGGGUCUCCCAAGAGGUCAACCUGGAGACACUAGCCCAGAAGGCCUCAGAGAUGGAGUCCUUACCCUCCCAUGUUGUUAAGGAGCCUCACAGGCCCUGGAGUCCCCACGGUGCAGCGUCUGGUCCAGGUCGGGGUGCAGGAGACUUAGAGGGUGUGAGUGCCAAACGUUCUCGUGAUGACAACCUCAUGCCACUGGUCAUCCCAGUGUCGGUGCCUGUGCGUCAGACCGACCCACCCUCCCCUGACCAUGAGGGGACACUGGCGUCCAGCUGGCCCCCACGCCACUCCGGCUACCAGGACCUGAGCCGCCCCGAUCACAAACCCUCAGUCAUAGUCACGCGUCGACGCUCCCUCAGAAACUCCCUGUCCGAGAGUUCAAGCCAGAACGGCGGAGCAGAGAGCGGAAAUGACCCUGAGAGCAAAGCGGCAAAGUCCAAGAGACGGCCGCGGCCUGAACCACUCUUCAUCCCACCUCCCAAACUGGGCACUUUUAUUGCCCCUUCGGUCUACUCCACCAUCACACCUUACCAGAGCCACCUGCGUUCACCAGUAAGGAUAGUGGACAAUCCACUCAACAUGCCCCCCUACACGCCUCCACCCAUCCUCAGCCCUGUCCGUGAGGGCUCUGGCCUCUAUUUCUCCACCUUCCUCUCCUCUGCAGCUGCUGCUGUAGCCGCUGCAGGUAACCAGGUCCUGCCUCCGCCAGCUACACCUAAAUCCGCCACCCGCAGUCUCCUCCGAUCCAACAGCAGUGACAUCACGCCCCCUGUUCUCCCGCCAAUGAACGAGGCCACACCUGUCAGCAUUGAACCGCGAAUAAACAUUGGGUUGCGGUACCAGGCAGAGGUGCCAGAGCUGAGGGACCGUGCGGCUGCCCAGCAGGAUCCACACAAGGCUGAGCUGGUGUGGGCACCGCUUCCUGAGCUUCAGGACAAACCAGAGUUUCUAGAGAGAAUGGAUGACCUCAUGCACCUGGCCUGCUCUAGUGCUGUGUGUGGAGGAGGGACCAAUCAGGAGCUGGCCAUGCAUUGCCUUUAUGAGUGCAAGGGUGACAUCAUGGGAGCCCUUUCCCUCCUGCUGUUAAAGGACAGAAUAUUCCCCAAAACACACCCGCUGGGGGACUACCACUACUCAGGCUCAGACAGCUGGUCAACCGCAGAGAAACGUUACUUCAAUAAAGGCAUUGCUGCUUAUAAGAAGGACUUUUUCAUGGUGCAGAAACUGGUAAUCUCAAAGACUGUGGCCCAGUGUGUGGAGUUCUACUACACCUAUAAGAAGCAGGUUAAGAUUGGUCGGAACGGAACUCUCAUUUACGGAGACUCUGAGCCUCCAGAGGCUAAGGUUACAGAAGAGGAGGUGGACUAUAAGCAGAGCUCUCAGCGGUUUGAAUCACGAAAGGAGGACAACGAGAACAGGAAAUGGGAGGGUUCGUGUGAUAGGAAGCGGGACAGCAGCCCUGGCAGGGUGACUCAAUCUCUGCAUGCCACUGAGAAUGAGGGGGCUGUCCUGGUUCUGAGGAACCAAGAUGAUGUGAAAAGGGAGCAGUCAGCACUUGGAGUCAAUCAUGUUCCUCUACCUCCACCUAAACCACGGACAGACAGCGGGGCACGGAAGGGCGGGGCCACCAGUGGGAGCAAAGCCCCAGCCGGACAGGAGGGAGAGUUCCCCUGCAAGAAAUGUGGCAGGGUGUUUUAUAAGGUAAAGAGUCGCAGCGCUCACAUGAAGAGUCAUGCUGAGCAGGAGAAGAAGGCGGCCGCUCUGAGGCAGAGAGAGGCGGAGGAGAGGGCGGCGGCAGCCGCCGCAGCUCUCCUAGCAGCCAGUCAGAAUGGAGCGAGGCAGGACAGAGACAAGGCUCGGCCAACCACCAGCGAAGACUCCUCAGAGGAGGAAGAGGAAGACGCAGAUGAUGAAGACUGGCAGUAACAAGGCUUCUUUCUCUCUGAGGGGGUUGGCAUGGUGAGAGAGUUGGCCUCUGAGGCCGAGGUACUGUCCCUGUUGCCACGAUGACCUUAUCCUCGUGAUUACUGGGAGAAAACGCCCAGUGACACUUUGUAAAAAAUUUACUCUCUCCUACAGGAUGUAUACUAAAUGAUCACCUUCAGGGACCGGCUUUCUCCCACCUGUGUGUGUGUGUGUGUGUGUGUGUGU
Molecule: messenger RNA, 4205 nt
Organism: Chanos chanos (milkfish)
Lineage: Eukaryota; Metazoa; Chordata; Actinopteri; Gonorynchiformes; Chanidae
Gene: mideasb
Product: mitotic deacetylase associated SANT domain protein b
Exons: 13
Coding region: 462-3980 (1172 amino acids)
Biological process (GO): regulation of transcription by RNA polymerase II; negative regulation of DNA-templated transcription
Cellular component (GO): transcription regulator complex; histone deacetylase complex
Molecular function (GO): transcription corepressor activity
Source: RefSeq, a predicted model, not a curated record